AUUUAUUUCGAUUAAAAAGCAAGAAGCUCUAAAGGACAAUUUCAACUUGAAAUUGUAAGAAAACUUUUUGAAUAAGAUAGGUGUUAAGAACACAACGCUUGUCAUUCGUUGAAAGUUUCAGUUUCGCCAACCGCCAACCUUAAUCAAUCGUCAUUCAUACGCAAUUCAUUCGUAUCAUAAACUGUAGCAUGCGCGUAUGCACGUGGAUUCGAUACGUAUUUGUUUGAUAUUAAUGAAGGAAAGAUGAAAUUCUCAUACAAGUUUAGCAAUUUGCUUGGCACAGUUUAUCGUAAAGGAGAAUUACUCUUUUCUCCUGAUGGAUCAUCGGUUAUUAGCCCUGUGGGCAAUAGAAUUUCAAUUUUUGACUUAAAAAACAACAAAUCUAUGACUCUUUCUGUGGAAAGCAGAUUUAAUUAUACUACUAUUGAUAUAUCACCAAAUGGUAGUAUGUUAGUUGCGAUUAACACAGAUGGUGAAGCUCAUAUCAUCAGUUUAAUAAGUAAAGUGAUUUUACAUAAAUAUAGAUUUAAAGGACGUCCCAAGCAUGUAAAGUUUUCUCCAGAUGGAAAACAUUUUGCAGUUUGUAAAGGAGGCGGUUUAUUUGUUUUCAAUGCACCUGGCUUACAAACGGGAAACUAUAAUCCUUUUAUUAUGGAACGUGCGUUUCACGGAGCUACCGCUGAGACAACGUGCGUUAGUUGGUCCUUCGAUUCGAAGUUGUUAGUGGUCGGUUCAAAGGAUGCAACUGUAAAGAUAUAUAGUUUACAAAAAUGGGCGAAUGUCAGGUGGAUUACGUUGGGUAGUCAUUCCGACGUAAUUGUGGAGUGUUUUUUUGAAUCGAAACAAUACGAUUUGUACACUAUUAGCAAAAAUGGCCGUCUUUGUAUCUGGGAAUGCACACUUGAACCAGACGAGUGGGUUGAAUGGGAACCACCUUCAAAGAAAGAAAAACCUAAAGACAGUGAUAGCGAGGAUGAUAUUGAUUUGGAAAAAGUUGUGGAGAGAACAGAGAAGCAAAAGGCCCAUGCUGAACGUAAAUUAUUAGAGUCUGACGAUUUGUCGCAAGAUGAUACAGAAGAGGUUUCUACAAAAGAGGGAAAUAAGAAAAUCAAAAUGUUGGGAUAUAAAAAGCAAGCUACCUUUUAUUUGGCAGAUGAAGUUCAAAAGCAAAGUAAAAAUGUGAAACUCACUGCAGCUGCUUAUCAUAAAGAUUUACAUAUAUUAGUUAUAGGAUUUAACAAUGGUUCAUUUUAUUUGUAUGAAAUGCCACAUGCUAAUAUGAUCCAGUCAUUAAGCAUUUCUCGACAGCGUAUUUCAUCGAUUGCAUUAAAUCCUAAUGGAGAUUGGAUAGCUAUAGGAUGCUCUCAUGCUGGUCAGCUCUUGGUUUGGGAAUGGCAAAGUGAAACGUAUGCCAUGAAACAGCAAGGGCACAGAACUGAUAUGAAUUGUCUGGCGUACAGCCCUGACGGCCAAUACAUCAUAACGGGUGGCGACGACGGAAAAGUUAAAUUGUGGAAUACAUUAUCAGGAUUUUGUAUAGUCACGUUUCAAGAGCAUACUUCAUCGAUAUCUAGUGUUCUAUUUAGUCACAAUCGUAAAUUUGUCGCGUCUGCCUCGUUGGAUGGAACGGUGCGAGCGUACGAUCUAGCGAGGUACAGAAAUUUCCGUACUCUCACUUCGCCACGUCCGGUGCAAUUUUCCUGCUUAGCGAUCGACGCGAGCGACGAGUUUCUCGCUGCAGGUGGCCAAGAUUUCUUUGAUAUAUAUCUGUGGAGCAUGAAACUUGGAACUCUUUUGGAGAUACUGAGUGGUCACGAGGGUCCUGUUGCAAGUUUGGCAUUUAAUCCUAAUCUUUCCAGUACAGAAAUGGUAUCCGUAUCCUGGGAUAAAACAUUGAAAAUAUGGAAUGCUGUUGAGAACGGGUCUGCGCACGAGACCAUACGAUUAUCCGCCGAUGCGCUGUGCGUGACUUACAAACCAAGUGGAGAAGAAAUCGCUGUCGCUACAUUGGAUGGACAGAUUACAUUUUUUGAGUGUAAAACUGCAAGACAGACGGGUUUUAUUGAGGGCAGAACCGAUUUAGGUGCUGGCAGAUCCAAAACAGAUCUCGUCACGGCGAAAAAGAAUUUGCAAUCCAAAGCUUUCACUACGUUAUGUUACUCGGCUGAUGGCACGUGCAUAUUAGCUGGUGGUCGUUCCAAGAAUGUGUGCAUCUAUAACGUUCAAGAAUCGAUAUUGUUAAAAAAGUAUGAAAUUACUCAGAAUAGAUCGUUGGAUGGUGUGGAUGAUGUUAUAAACAGGAGAUUCAUGAGUGAAUUUGGAAACAAAGCUUUAAUUGAGCAUCGCGAAGGCGGAAAUAUAUCACUACGAUUACCAGGUGUUAAAAGUGGAGAUAUGGCAAGUAGAAAAGUCAAACCGGAAGUGAGAGUAGUUUGUUUACAAUUUUCUCCCACAGGGCAAGCGUGGGCAGCAGCAACAACUGAAGGUUUAUUAAUAUACUCUUUGGAUGUUGGAUUGAUGUUUGAUCCAUUUCAAUUAGAGCUUGGAAUUACUCCAGAUACCGUGAGAGAAACACUUGAAAAACAUGACUAUGCAAAAGCAUUAAUGAUGGCAUUGAAAUUAAAUGAGAAGCUAUUAACACAACAAGUUAUAGAGACCAUUCCGUACAAAGAAAUUGAACUAACAAUGACGAAUAUGCCAGACAUUUAUAUUGAAAAACUACUAAAAUUUAUAGCAUCCGAAUUAGAAUUAACGAGGCAUAUACAUUUCUAUCUUUUAUGGGUGGAAACAAUCUUGACAAAAUAUGGAUCACGAAUCAAUACUGCGCUUCAGAUACCAGUGUUGUUAAUGCUGUAUAAGAAUAUGCAAAAGAAAUAUGAUGAUCUCAGUAAAAUAUGUGAUUUUAAUCAGUAUACGAUAAAUUACAUAUUGAGGAUAGGAGACUUAAAAUCUCCGAAAAAAGUAUCAAACCUUGCAAUUAUGAAAGAUGAUGAGUCUGAUUCUUCUGUACAAGAAAUAGAUACAGAUACGGAUUCAGAUUAAUUCUUUUUUUUUAAAUUUUAUCUUUGUAGGACGAAGACUUUUGUACAUAUUUAAAAAUAUUAAAAAAUGAAUGAAAGUAUUGUAUAGAAAAAAUAAAUACGUGCCGAAAGAAAAAAUAUAUUUCGCUUCUCAGUCACAUGCAAAUUCACGUGAUACAUUUCUAAGUUUUAAUCAACAAUGACUUGUUUAAUUUUUAAAUAUGAAAAGUGCCGAAUAUAUAUAUAUAUGGAAUACUAAUAAAGUUCAACAUUUUUAAUUUA
Messenger RNA from Solenopsis invicta (red fire ant), 3302 nucleotides. Its product is annotated as periodic tryptophan protein 2 homolog. Gene Ontology annotation, biological process: maturation of SSU-rRNA from tricistronic rRNA transcript (SSU-rRNA, 5.8S rRNA, LSU-rRNA); ribosomal small subunit assembly. The record is from RefSeq and is a predicted model, not a curated record. Gene Ontology annotation, molecular function: protein binding. The transcript is spliced from 14 exons. Gene Ontology annotation, cellular component: small-subunit processome; Pwp2p-containing subcomplex of 90S preribosome. The coding region runs from base 244 to 3042 and encodes 932 amino acids. NCBI's taxonomy places the organism in Eukaryota, Metazoa, Arthropoda, Insecta, Hymenoptera, Formicidae.